Messenger RNA from Mercurialis annua (annual mercury), 1407 nucleotides. RefSeq lists its product as uncharacterized. The transcript is spliced from 4 exons. Gene Ontology annotation, molecular function: RNA-DNA hybrid ribonuclease activity; nucleic acid binding. NCBI's taxonomy places the organism in Eukaryota, Viridiplantae, Streptophyta, Magnoliopsida, Malpighiales, Euphorbiaceae. The record is from RefSeq and is a predicted model, not a curated record. Bases 1 to 1407 code for a protein of 468 amino acids.
AUGCAAGACCCAUGGAUACCAUUACAGUAUCCUUACAUUCCGAGACUUAAAGAUAACAUUACACAAGAUAUGAUUCCUUCCAAGGUAAUAGAUCUGAUGGCGGCAGGCACUUCACAAUGGGACAUCCAAAAGCUGCAGCAGUUGUUUAUUAAUGAGGAUGCGGAGGCCAUUCUUACAAUUCCCUUACCAAUAUACCUGUCACAAGAUAGGUUAAUCUGGAAUGAUUCUAAAGAUGGCAAAUACACAGCAAAGUCAGGCUACCACAAAGCAAUGAACAGAAUAACCCCAAACAUUGAAGAGGAUAUUCAAACAUCAACAGACAACAUCAACCCAGCAAAUUGGAAGACGAUUUGGGAUGCCAAUGUUCCAAACAAAAUCAAAAUUUUCUUAUGGAAACUACUGUGGAAUGGCAUACCAACCUGUGAAGCAUUAAACUUUCGCCUGAAAACGGAGCAUAAAUGCCCACAUUGCCAUCAGGAGGAAGAUAGAGUUCAUCUUCUGUUUCAUUGCGACUUCGCAGCGAAAGUAUGGUUCCUAUCACCACUAGCGCUACAAAGCCGCAGUAUAGAAAACACAAACUUCCACAAUAUUUGGUCCAAGCUUAUUUCUGAGAUGCAGGAGCUAGAUAGAUCAGAGGAGAGUAUACAACUAUUUUUCUUCCUCAUUUGGGCAAUUUGGAAGGCCCGGAACAAUAAAGCUUUUAAGGAAGUAAUUUGGACAAUUGAGGAUACAGUCCAGGUGGCAGUUAAGAAUGUAGAGGAAUACCAAACGGCAUUAACACUCAACCAGCAAAUCCUAUCUAAGUUGGGUGGCAAUAGGCAGAGACAACCAACUUGCCGGAGUAGAUCAACGUACCCAGAUCACUUUGUUCGUAUCAGCUAUGAUGGAGCAACAAAUAAAGAGUAUAAAUUUGGUACGGUAGCAAGGGUGGCAAAACUUGCGAAUGGAGUUGUUCAGGGUGCUGAGAGUAACAUUUUUAGAGGCAUUUGGGACCCUGGAAUUUUAGAAUUCUUAGCCUUACGAGAAGCAAUGCGUUGGGCCAAGAUGAAAGGGUGGAGAAAUGUGAUCUUUGAGGGAGAUGCCAUUCAGGUGACCGAUUCCGUAAACUCGGGAAAUUGUUCCUUAGCGACAGGAUGGGGAAUCUGUCAGGAUAUUUGGCAUUUAAAAGACUUCUUCGAAGAGACUAUGCACAAAGUUGUGAGGUUUAUUAAAGGAGCUCAUAGAAAGGUCCUUUAUUUUACUUUUCAUUUUGAUAUUAAAGCUACUGUUCUUCGGUCUAGUUCAGAAGCUGAGUAUAGAGCUCUUACUGGCCUUACUUGUGAGCUUCAAUGGCUUCCCUUAUCUCCUGCUACCUUUAAUUCUGCUACUGCUAAACUUCGUCCUCUUAAUAUGUAUCGUCCAUCUUGA